Messenger RNA from Adineta ricciae, 1143 nucleotides. The record is from the annotation of a GenBank genome assembly. NCBI's taxonomy places the organism in Eukaryota, Metazoa, Rotifera, Eurotatoria, Adinetida, Adinetidae.
AUGACGUUAAUCAAUCAAGGUACAAAAACUCAACAGUUUAAACCGGUUGGCUUAAUCUUAAUUAUCAUAUCUUUUAUUUUUCUACUGUAUCUUGUUUAUAACCUUCAACCCAACAAUUUUCCCCCAUUAAUACAUAGAACUUUGAUUGAACGAACAAAUUUCACAGGAAUUGAAAACACUACGAUUCGUCAUGAAUCCUUGAAUACCUCUCAACAUAAAAUAUCCAUCAAUUCAUCUGACUACGAUCAGCUCCGUGUACUUUGGAACAAACAUCCUCGCAGUGUUAUUGUAACGCUGAUUCGUAGUAAUGACAAAUCGGUGGAUCUUGUUAUCAAUAUGAUUCAUUCCGUUAUGAUUCUUCAUUCAACAAAAGAUCAAUUUCAAUAUCCAUUUCUUAUCUUUCACGAUCAAUUCUUUACUUCAGCAAUGCGUCAACGCAUUGUAACAUGUAUUCAAAAUAAUAAAAGAACCUUCUACGUUUCAUUUAUUCGCAUAAACUUUCUGACGAAUGUUCAAUUACCCGACAAAUUCAUUCGACGGAAAGAUAUUGGAUACCAUCAAAUGUGUAAAUUUUGGUCGUACGAUGUGUAUUUUCAUCCAGCCAUUCGUCAAAUGAAUUAUGAUUAUCUGAUGAGAAUGGAUGGCGAUUCGUAUUUUUUAGAUAAGACCAGAAUUGAUCUUUUUGAGCUUAUGCAACGACAAAAAGUGGAUUAUACUUAUAUAUCACGAUAUAGUGAAGGUAAUGAAGCAUGGUUUGAAAUCGACAAACGUUUUACAAACAUUGGCAAGCCUCGACAAAGUUGUAUUUACAACAACUUUUUUAUCAUUCGAUUACAAUGGUUUUACAAAUCCGAAAGAAUCCAGGCGUUUCUGCAGGAAUUAAUUCGAGAUGAUUUCUUCUUACGGGAAUAUAUUGGUGAUGGAUGUGUUCAUGCAGCUAUGCUCGAUAUUGAUCGAAAUGCACGAACAAAACAACUGAAAUUACUUGAAUAUGGACACAAUAUUCAUCUAUAUAUAAGGAAUGUAAGAGGUCCUUUUUAUAAUGCUAAUCUACAUGAAUUCUAUCAAGAUGUCGCAGAUUCAUGUGAUCAUCUAUUGUCUAUAAAUACAGAAAGAACUGGAAUAAAGAAAGUAAAGAUUUGA